Molecule: messenger RNA, 8093 nt
Organism: Cercocebus atys (sooty mangabey)
Lineage: Eukaryota; Metazoa; Chordata; Mammalia; Primates; Cercopithecidae
Gene: MYH15
Product: myosin, heavy chain 15
Exons: 31
Coding region: 80-4993 (1637 amino acids)
Cellular component (GO): myosin complex
Molecular function (GO): cytoskeletal motor activity; ATP binding
Source: RefSeq, a predicted model, not a curated record
UCCAGGGUGAUUUUCCAGCAGCCUGGAGAGAGGAACUACCACAUAUUCUAUCAAAUUCUAUCUGGACAAAAAGAGCUUCAUGCAAGCCAUGGACAUCUUGGGCUUUCUUCCUGAUGAGAAGUAUGGAUGCUAUAAACUCACGGGAGCCAUCAUGCACUUUGGAAACAUGAAAUUUAAACAGAAACCUAGAGAAGAGCAACUGGAAGCAGAUGGCACAGAAAAUGCUGACAAAGCUGCUUUCCUCAUGGGCAUUAACUCCUCUGAGUUGGUAAAGGACUUGAUCCAUCCUAGAAUCAAAGUUGGUAAUGAGUAUGUUACCAGAGGUCAAACUAUAGAACAGGUAACCUGUGCUGUUGGCGCCCUGUCCAAGUCAAUGUAUGAAAGGAUGUUUAAGUGGCUGGUGGCACGGAUCAACAGGGCCCUGGAUGCCAAGCUGUCAAGGCAGUUCUUCAUUGGCAUUCUUGACAUCACUGGUUUUGAAAUCCUUGAGUAUAAUAGCCUUGAGCAACUUUGCAUUAAUUUUACCAAUGAAAAGUUACAACAAUUCUUCAAUCGGCACAUGUUUGUUCUGGAGCAAGAGGAAUAUAAGAAAGAAAGCAUUGAAUGGGUGUCUAUUGGCUUUGGUCUGGAUUUGCAAGCUUGCAUAGAUCUCAUUGAGAAGCCAAUGGGCAUCUUUUCCAUCCUUGAAGAAGAGUGUAUGUUUCCUAAGGCUACAGACCUGACUUUCAAGACCAAACUCUUUGACAACCAUUUUGGAAAGUCGGUUCAUCUCCAGAAGCCCAAGCCUGAUAAGAAGAAAUUUGAAGCUCAUUUCGAACUUGUCCAUUAUGCAGGAGUGGUACCUUAUAAUAUCAGUGGUUGGCUGGAAAAGAACAAAGACCUCCUUAAUGAAACAGUGGUAGCUGUAUUUCAGAAGUCUUCCAACAGACUCCUGGCGAGCCUUUUUGAAAAUUACAUGAGUACUGACAGUGCUAUACCAUUUGGGGAAAAGAAACGAAAGAAAGGAACUUCAUUCCAAACAGCUGCAUCUCUGCAUAAAGAAAACCUGAAUAAAUUGAUGACUAAUCUGAAAUCAACAGCACCUCAUUUUGUGAGAUGCAUAAAUCCCAAUGUGAAUAAAAUGCCGGGUAUAUUGGACCCUUACUUGGUUCUACAGCAGUUGCGCUGUAAUGGUGUCUUGGAAGGGAUUAGGAUAUGCCGUGAAGGUUUUCCAAACCGACUGCAGUAUGCUGAUUUUAAACAAAGGUACUGCAUUCUGAAUCCAAGGACCUUUCCAAAGAGCAAGUUUGUGAGCAGCAGAAAAGCAGCUGAAGAAUUACUUGGCUCCUUGAAGAUAGACCAUACCCAGUACCGAUUUGGAAUCACUAAGGUGUUUUUUAAAGCUGGGUUUCUGGGUCAACUGGAAGCAAUGAGAGAUGAGAGACUAUCUAAAGUCUUCACAUUGUUCCAAGCCAGAGCACAGGGCAAACUGAUGCGAAUCAAAUUCCAGAAGAUUCUGGAAGAAAGGGAUGCACUCAUUUUGAUACAAUGGAACAUAAGAGCUUUCAUGGCUGUGAAGAACUGGGCCUGGAUGAGGCUCUUCUUCAAGAUCAAGCCUCUUGUUAAAUCUUCAGAAAGAGGAGAAGAAAUAGCUGGACUGAAGGAAGAGUGUGCACAAUUACAGAAAGCCUUGGAGAAAUCAGAGUUUCAGAGGGAGGAACUGAAAGCAAAGCAAGUAUCCCUCACUCAGGAAAAAAAUGACCUGAUUCUUCAGCUUCAGGCUGAGCAAGAGACACUGGCAAAUGUUGAAGAGCAGUGCGAGUGGCUGAUUAAAUCCAAGAUCCAGCUGGAGGCCAGAGUAAAAGAGCUGUUGGAGAGGGUGGAGGAAGAAGAGGAGAUAAAUUCUGAGCUGACUGCCAGGGGGCGGAAACUGGAAGAUGAAUGUUCGGAGUUGAAGAAAGAAAUCGAUGACUUGGAAACAAUGUUGGUGAAGUCAGAGAAGGAGAAACGUACUACAGAGCACAAGGUCAAGAACCUGACUGAGGAAGUAGAGUUUCUAAAUGAGGAUAUCAGCAAACUUAACAGAGCAGCCAAAGUUGUGCAGGAGGCCCAUCAGCAGACCCUAGAUGACCUGCACAUGGAGGAGGAGAAGCUGAGCAGCCUGAGCAAAGCAAAUCUGAAGCUGGAACAGCAAGUUGUUGGGCUUGAGGGUGCCCUUGAGCAGGAGAGAAAAGCGAGAAUUAACUGUGAAAGGGAACUGCACAAACUGGAGGGCGAUUUAAAGCUGAAUCAGGAAAGUAUGGAGAACCUGGAAAGCAGCCAGCGACACCUGGCAGAAGAGCUGAGGAAAAAAGAAUUAGAAAACAGUCAGAUGAAUUCAAAAGUGGAGAAUGAGAAAGGCCUGGUAGCUCAGCUUCAGAAGAUGGUUAAAGAGCUUCAGACUCAAAUAAAGGAUUUGAAAGAGAAACUAGAAGCUGAAAGGACCACUCGAGCCAAGAUGGAAAAGGAGAGAGCUGACCUCACCCAAGACCUGGCUGACUUGAAUGAGAGACUGGAGGAGGUAGGAGGAGCCAGUUUGGUGCAGCUGGAAAUAACUAAGAAACAGGAAACCAAAUUCCAGAAGCUGCGCCGAGACAUGGAAGAGGCCACGCUGCACUUUGAGGCAACUUCUGCAUCUUUGAAGAAGAGACAUGCAGACAGCCUGGCUGAGCUCGAGGGCCAGGUAGAAAAUCUACAGCAGGUCAAGCAGAAACUGGAAAAAGACAAGAGUGACUUGCAGCUAGAAGUAGAUGACCUCCUAACCCGUAUUGAGCAGAUGACAAGGGCUAAGGCAAAUGCUGAGAAACUCUGUACUCUAUAUGAAGAGCGCUUGAAUGAAGCAAAUGCAAAGCUAGAUAAGGUGACUCAGUUGGCAAAUGACCUGGCAGCACAAAAGACAGAGCUGUGGAGUGAGAGUGGCGAGUUCCUACGGAGGCUUGAAGAGAAGGAAGCUCUGAUAAACCAACUUUCCAGGGAAAAGAGCAACUUCACUCGGCAAAUUGAAGAACUGAGAGGGCAGUUGGAAAAGGAGACCAAAUCCCAGAGUGCCCUGGCCCAUGCCCUGCAGAAGGCCCAGCGUGACUGUGACCUUCUACGAGAGCAGUAUGAGGAAGAACAAGAGGUCAAGGCUGAGCUGCACCGGACCUUAUCCAAAGUCAAUGCUGAAAUGGUGCAAUGGAGAAUGAAGUAUGAAAACAAUGUCAUCCAGAAAACAGAAGACUUGGAGGAUGCCAAGAAGGAACUGGCAAUUAGGUUGCAGGAGGCAGCGGAAGCCAUGGGGGUGGCCAAUGCCAGAAAUGCCUCCUUGGAGAGAGCCAGACACCGGCUGCAGCUGGAGCUCGGGGACGCCCUGUCUGACCUCGGGAAGGUCCGCUCUGCAGCAGCCAGGCUGGACCAGAAGCAGCUGCAGUCUGGCAAGGCCCUUGCAGACUGGAAGCAGAAGCAUGAGGAGUCGCAGACGUUGCUGGAUGCCUCUCGGAAGGAAAUCCAGGCUCUCAGUACAGAGCUCCUCAAGCUCAAGCACGCCUACAAGGAGAGCAUCGUGGGCCAGGAGACACUCAGGAGGGAGAACAAGAACCUCCAAGAAGAGAUUUCUAAUCUGACAAACCAGGUUAGAGAAGGGACCAAGAACUUAACUGAAAUGGAAAAGGUCAAGAAACUAAUUGAACAGGAGAAGACAGAAGUCCAGGUGACUCUGGAAGAAACAGAGGGAGCCUUGGAACGUAAUGAAAGCAAGAUUCUUCGUUUCCAGCUUGAACUCUUGAAAGCUAAAGCAGAACUUGAAAGAAAGCUUUCAGAGAAAGAUGAAGAAUUAGAAAAUUUUAGGAGGAAACAGCAGUGUACCAUUGACUCCAUGCAGUCUAGUCUGGAUUCUGAAGCUAAGAGCAGAAUUGAGGCUACCCGGCUGAAGAAGAAGAUGGAAGAGGACCUCAAUGAGAUGGAACUCCAGCUUAGCUGUGCCAACCGGCAGGUGUCAGAGGCAACCAAAUCCCUGGGCCAGCUUCAGAUUCAAAUCAAGGACCUUCAGAUGCAGCUGGAUGACAGCACACAACUGAACAGUGAUCUGAAGGAGCAGGUGGCUGUGGCUGAGCGGCGCAACUCUCUUCUUCAGUCUGAACUAGAGGAUCUAAGGUCCUUGCAAGAGCAGACAGAGCGUGGCCGCAGGCUGUCAGAAGAAGAGCUCCUGGAAGCAACAGAAAGAAUCAAUCUUUUCUAUACCCAGAACACAAGCCUCCUCAGCCAGAAGAAGAAACUGGAGGCUGAUGUUGCCCAGAUGCAGAAAGAAGCUGAAGAGGUGGUGCAGGAGUGUCAAAAUGCAGAAGAGAAGGCCAAGAAGGCAGCCACUGAGGCAGCAAACUUGUCAGAAGAACUGAAGAAGAAGCAAGAUACCAUUGCCCACUUGGAAAAGACGAGAGAAAAUAUGGAGCAGACAAUUACAGACUUACAGACAAGGCUGGCUGAAGCUGAACAGACGGCCCUGAUGGGGAGUAGAAAACAAAUCCAGAAACUAGAAUCCAGGGUUCAUGAACUGGAAGGUGAACUGGAGGGUGAAAUCCGUCGCAGCGCAGAGGCCCAGAGGGGAGCCCGCAGACUUGAGCGAUGCAUCAAAGAGCUGACCUAUCAGGCAGAGGAAGACAAGAAGAAUCUGAGCAGGAUGCAAACUCAGAUGGAUAAACUUCAGCUAAAAGUGCACAAUUACAAGCAGCAAGUCGAGGUGGCGGAAGCACAAGCCAAUCAAUACCUUUCCAAGUAUAAGAAGCAGCAACAUGAGUUGAAUGAAGUGAAGGAAAGGGCAGAGGUGGCAGAAUCUCAAGUCAAUAAACUCAAGAUUAAAGCAAGAGAGUUUGGGAAAAAGGUACGGCAGGUAUUCAGCUCUGUUCUAACUCUUCAAUCAUGUUUGUUUAGGGCUGAUGUCAUUGCAUGGACCAGUAUAACAAGAAAUUUGUUUUUCUCUUUAAAAGCUUUUAAAAGAUAAGAACAAAGGGUUCCAAUAAAGUCUUCCCAUGUUUACUAAAUUAUACUUGUCCAGGUAGAUGAAAUGCUAAGCAUUUGAGUGGCAUGCACAUUGUAUUUAUACUUUUCAAAUGCUUCCAUGUUAACUUGCAGGAUCUGAGAUUGAGGGCCUGGAUUCAUUUGUGUAAGGUAGUCAGGAGUCCAUGGAAAGAAGAGGAUUUUAAAAAGCACAGAUGGAUCGGCUCAAAAUUCGGAGUGAACUCUUUCCGUAGUAGACACAUACGUGACUUUGUACAAUGUCAACAUGGAGUCGAAGAGGGAAGAUGUUUAAGAUUGAGGCAGUGAAGGAAAACAAAUGCAAGAGUCUUGCUUUGUAGUUCUCUGCUUUAUAUUCCUGAUUCUGCCUGAAAACACAGAGAAAGGAUCUUUUUAUAUCUCUUUGGUCCAUGAAAUGAUUCUUCUAAUCUAAUGGUAGAGGCCGUUGCCCUGAUUUUACUGGUAGAGUGACAAAGAACAAUGUACUGAAUGUUUGGUAGGGUCAGGUAGUCUUGGCUUCCUUAUUAAAAUUUUCCCAGGAACACACAGUUUUUAAAUGAGGUCUGGCUUUAGGAGAAAGGAAUCAGAGGAGAUUGGAUCAUGCGAUAUUAGCUAAUAGAUUGCCUGAAAUCACUGAGCGUAGCUUCUGGCAUACAUAGGCACCAUCAUUUCAUUUUCUUUUUAAACGUGGUGCAUCACUAGCCCAAUUUCUCUGUGUUUUUGGGCAGAAUCAGGAAUAUAAAGCAGAGAAAUACAAAGCAAGACUCUUUCAUUUGUUUUCCUUCACUACCUCAAUCUUAAACAUCUUCCCUCUUCAACUCCAUAUUGACAUGUUACAAAGUCAUGUAUGUGUCUACUAUGGAAAGAGUGCACUCCAAAUUUUGAGCUGAUCCAUCUGUGCUUUUUAAAAUCAUCUUGUUCCAUGGACUCCUGAUUAUUUUAUACAAAUUUUUCCAGGCCCAAACUGAAUUACUAGUAACCCUGCAAGGUAAGUUGAUAGGGUUGCCAAUAAUAUGCAUAAAUACAACCUUAAGGGAGGUCAAAAGCAUCUCUUUUGGAGGAGAGCCUAAGAGUUGGUUAUACUGAAGAUACUUAGAUAUAAAUAUAAGACAUAUGACUCAUUGAGAGACUCCAGAAAUUUUUUACUGAUGUCUGAAUAGCUGCCUCAAGGAUAAGUCCUAUGUGAGAGGGCCAAUUAAGAGGUUUGAACUCUGGCCCCAAUUUGAGAAGUGUUGUGGUACUGGAUUUAGGGUCUUCCCUGCAGAGCCCACCAGCAACCCCAUGUAAUGACUUGUUUAGGGAGGUGCUUCCCAUGUGCUGCAAUUGCAUUCAGCUGCAGGAGGUCGAAGGGCCUCCAAAACAGAUGCCAUGCGUUCGACUUUGUCACAGUUCUUUCAACAAAGAAAACAGUGAGUAAAGCAGAAAUUGCUUUUGAGAGGCUAGAGAGGAAUAGGAAAACCUUCCUUGGCAGUGCAAUGACCAAUUGUUUCCCCUUCACAGAAGAAAAGCCAAAAAAAUCCCUCAACUGUCAUACACACAAGGAAAAGGUUUGCUGAAAGAAUUCUGUGUCAGGGCUGGGGAGCAAAUUGGUGAUGUGGCUGCAGAAUCUUUCUUCUCAUGGGGUUGGCUAAAGAGGGCGCUGCCUUCACUGGCAAGACAAGGCAGGCAGAAAAUUGAGAGUGACCGAGCAUGCCCUUGGGGUGAAUUACCGGGGUCUGCUUUCUAUAAUGCAGAUAAUUGUCUCAAUUCCCUGCCUCCCUUUGAAGUUAAUGAAGAGUUGGCUAAGGCCUGCUUACCUCUGGAAAGGACUCAGCUUGGUUCUGGGCAUGUGUUCCACUGGUGAAAAUCACAGGAAAUUCACAGAACACACUGACAUUCUGUUUUUCAGGUUCAAAAAGAAUAGUAUCCCCUGCUUUGAAAGGACAACAGCUGGAGAAGUACAAGGAAGGUGCUGUUUCAUGGCCAAAAAUUUAGCUUGCGUUGGAAACAUUUUUUAAAAACAUGUUUAAAUUGCUUUUCACACCAUAUAAACAAGGCAAUUAGAAAAAUAAUUAAAGGGAAUAUCAUUGCUUCCACAGUUAAUGGGGAUUUUUUGAUCCUCAAAUGCAAGUAAACUACCUUGUAAUGUUUCACAUGACAGAUUAAAUAAAUGGAAGAACUUUUUCGAUUCUGAUGUUUAAAAAAUGAAUAAAUACUUAAUCCUUUGUCCAUAUUUCCUCUUAAUGGGUAGGACUCAUAGAUGUCCUUAGACCAAUCACGCUCCAUGGGGACUAGGGCAUGUUGGUGAAUGGUUUUUACUGAAGUUAGGCAACUUUGGCUUGAUUCACCCCUACGUCUAUGAAUGUAUAUUGUGAGCUGGCAGUGGUGGAAUGAAAGUCAUAAAAUCUCCUCAGCAUUGUGAUAUAAAUAUAGCCAUAGUUAGGCAAUUUGAACAUGUAGGCAAAACUCUCCUAAUCAACGCACAUGUAGGCUAUAUGCUGGUACACACUUUAAACAUGGAGGUAACCCCACACAAGACAUUCAGUGACAGGUGAUGUGCUGGAUUUCUGCAGUGCCAAUUUAGCUCAGCCGGAGGAACGUGUCCCGGAAUUCCUGUCUCUCGUGGUUCUGGAUUGGAGUAGGUCAUAAAGAAUUUUGCAUUACUCUGAUAAGCAAAAAUCAGCUAUUUUACGCUCAUAAGGUCAGUGUAUAGACCCAAGCAUUGUGACAGCUUGAAAAUAUGACUCCUGGCCAAAAAGGGGCACUAGAAAGGACCAGAGACAGCUCCCUGGACCCAGAGCUCUUCUAGCUCCUGCCAGCCGCCUCCUCCAGCUUUGCACAGUCCUGGCCAGGUGUGUGUGCAGCUCCAUGGCAACCAGCACCAGCUUUUCCUGAGAUCAUCCACAGCAUUGCAGUGGAGGCCGUGAGGCAGACAUGGGUUCUGUUUGUUCUUAUGGACUUCCCUUCAUCCUCGCUGCAUGCACAGCCGACCUACCGUGACUUCAGGCCCAGGACCAGAUGCAGAGGGAGCAGCCUGGCAUAGACUUCUCCACCAGCACCCACAAUUGUGUAAGGUUGAAGCUCUAUAAUAAAUCUUUAUUCUGUCA